CACGUAAAGUAAUAGCCUCUGUCUUCCUGACGUCAGAGCUCGUCUCGUCCCCUGAGAUGAGUUAAUAAAACAUAGUUCAUCGCCGGCCAUCGUUUCACUAGUCGCGAACUGUGUUUUGCUUUGAGUGAAAAAAUAAAAAAACCAUUUAUUUGUGAGUGCUGUUUAUGAUUUUUGACUAAUAAAGGUGUGCUUUCUUGGCGACAGACAAAUAUACGUGUGCUUUAUUAUACGCGGUGUGUGUGUUUUUGUUCCGUGCGUAAAAAAUGGACGCCCUGCGGGAGCAUGUUAUGAUCAAUCAAUUCAUGCUGGCUGCUGGCUGUGCUCGAGAACAAGCUAAACAAUUAUUGCAGGCGGCUCAUUGGCAAUUUGAGACUGCACUUAGUAUAUUUUUUCAAGAGGCUGCGAUACCUUCUUGUGCUCAGGGACCAGGUACACAUUUUGGACAGAUUACUCCCUGUAAUACUCCAGCGACACCUCCAAAUUUUCCUGACGCAUUAUUAGCCUUCUCCAAAAUGUCAGCGGGAGAAAAAACGCCCUCGGGAAUGUCUCCAAGUCAAAACGGUCACAUGUCCCAGCAACAGCAACAGACAGCAGCACAACAUCACGCAAGUCGAUGUAGUAUCUCCGGUGGAACACAACAAAAAACUCAAAAUCAACAACAAUUCGGUCUUGGCGAGCCGCAGAGAUAAAGAAUGUUACAUUUUGCCUUUGCACUAUGUGUUUCAUCGAUCGCAGAAAAAAAACUUAUUGCAAUGGCGCGUUCUAGUAGAAACAAAGUGAGGAAGCAUCGAUGGACCGCAAAUGCUGACAAUAUUCACAAAAGUAUAAAAAAAGCCUAAAAAAAACUGAUUGUCUCACAAUCAGAACUUUAUAAAGGCACAAUGAAAAACAAAAAUGAUAAAAUGAGCUUAAAUGAAUUUGUUUCUCCAUCCCAUAAUCAGAUGCUUCUCUGUGGAGGUUCAUCAACUCGGACACAAAAAAAACAUUCUAAGUUUCAAACGACUCAAAGAUGCAUAUGAAGAUUGAUUUCAAACGCCAUAGGGGGAAAAAAAGUGAAGAGAGAAUAAAAAUUAUAAAGACAAUGGUUACGUUAGCAAUUAAAUAAUCAUUUUUCUACUGCUUCAUCAUGUAUUCUUGGUUUCAAAGAAAACUUUUGCCGUAUUGUUUUUUUUUUCUGGCUGAGCCACAACAAUGGAUAUCUUCUCCACGAUGACAAGAAUGAUAGGGGGGGAGGAUGAGAGUGUAAGUGUGUGAGAGAAAGAGUGCAUGAGACAAGUUGUUCCGUGUUUUUCGCCGAAUUUGCGAAAAAAUUUUAAGGUCGGAGAGAGGCUCACAUCGAGGAUUUUGUCGAAACCUACCGCUUAACAAUUUUAUCGACUGAAUCUCGACAAAGUUAGGUAGGGGAAAAUAUACUGGUCCUUAUUUACAGAGUUGGGCUGUGUUAAACAAAAAUUAUUUGCACUGGAGAAAAUAAAGAGCGACAAAUUUCGCUGAAUAAUGUGUCAUAUGUUACUUGUACGAAAUAUAAUUCAAAAGUGACUGCAAUCGAUUCUAUUCGAAGAAUCAAGACUUGUAAACAAAAAAAUCCAAAUACAAUUCUUAAAUUGAUGACCAUAAAAAAUAUUUCUAUCUGCUUCUAUCUCUUUUACGAAUCGAUAUUUAAAUGAAGAAUGUCCGUAAAAAAAUCAUGUAGAAAUUCUAUCUAUCAAUUCUAUAGACGGACUUUUUUUAUUUUUUCUUCCUUUUCGAUCUCGUAUUAAAGCUCGGCAUUCUCGGACAAUAAUCCUUGAAUAUCCUGUUUUCCUUCGUAAAUAUUAUCUCUGUACACUAUUAGAAUAGCGAUAAAAAAAAAUGUUUAUCUCUUCGCAAUAUAAUAAAUAUAACGAGGAGUAUUAUUUUGUCAAUUCACCGUAGGUGAAAUAAACUAAAAAAUAGUGACUUUGGACGUCUUUCUUAUAUGUGUAUUGGAUUAUGGAAGAUUUUAUGAAAGAACUUUAAAUAUUUCUUUCCCUUCUUUUUUGUUGGUUAUUAUUAUUAUUAUUAUUUCUUUUUUCUUUUUU
Messenger RNA from Leptopilina heterotoma, 2060 nucleotides. RefSeq names its product UBA-like domain-containing protein 2. NCBI's taxonomy places the organism in Eukaryota, Metazoa, Arthropoda, Insecta, Hymenoptera, Figitidae. The transcript is spliced from 4 exons. The coding region runs from base 264 to 689 and encodes 141 amino acids. Gene Ontology annotation, molecular function: protein binding. The record is from RefSeq and is a predicted model, not a curated record.